AGGCACGUCUGCGCGAUGAGGACCGGGAUAGGAGUGAACCUCUUUCGCGGGGAUCCGACGUGCUUUUCCACCCUCGACGACGACAGUCCAGCCGCACCGCCAAAACGUACCACACAAUCGACCAUGACGGCGAUCUGCUUCGUGUGCAACCUGCCGAUCCUGAGUCAUCAGGUCGGGCUGAUAUGGCAGGGUGGCAACGGCUGGGACGACCUCGUGCGCGAGCAAGUGGAGGAGUCGACUCUGAAGCAACGACUAGGAACAGGUAGACGAGACUCCGCAGCGCAGAUCACGUCGAUCUCGCCGCCAAACGAGACUCAGAGCUCUUCGCCGACGAAUCAGCGUCGUCGGCGAUCGAGCCUCGCUCCGCUGACCGACAUCCUGCGCGAAUGGAGCGGCGGUGGUUCUUCCGGGAAGCGCAGCAACAAGCUCUGCCGCAGGGAGACCUUGGCGGAUAUUGCCAAAUCGCUGCCAUGGUCGCGGCAGACCACGACGGAUGCCUCCAACCUGAGGAAGAGGCGGGAGAGCUCGGUCGACAGCGGCAUUCGGAGCCAGGUGUCGACCAAGUCCAGGCGGAAUUCCACCAUCAGUGAUUUGAAGAACGACAUAGCCAGACUCUGGAACAAGAAGGAGUCGACGCCGCAGCCGCAACCGCCACCCACGGUUAUCUCGCCCACACCACGACGAGGCUCUGGCGAAUCAAGGAAUUCUCGUCGUGGCUCGGGCGAGAGUGCAAGAUCCAGAAGAGACUCGAUAAUUGCGGGACAAGCUCCCGGCGAGCGCAAGCACAACUGUCGUCAUCACAAACGUAGACAGUCUCAGCAGUCGGUCGACGGGGGUGGCAUCACGCCUACAAAAGGAUACUACAGAAAUGAUCAAAGGCCGAGCGCUUCCAGCACAGACAGUGCGGCUAGUAACGCAGUUAGAGAACAUCUGGAAGCUCAACGAAGUUCCACCGAGAAAAGUGAAAGAUCAAGCAGCAUCGAAGCCAAGACUCAGCCGACGAGCCCCUUCGUGAUCGACACGAAGACGACGGCGACGACGACGCCGAUGUCCUUGACGGUCAACGGAAAGGCUCCUGUCAUCACCACGACCGAAUCGAAAACGACGUUGAUGAUGACCACGGCAGUGUCCAGCUUGUCAAACUUGACCGUGGACGCGAAGGCCACGAUGGAAAGCAAAUCUGGUGCCACUCUGGACACGUCCGUGAAUCCGCCGACUAUCAUCAUGUCCUCGGUAACGCCACCGGCGAUCUCACCGACGGUCGGAAGCAGCCUUCCGCUUCCUGGCACCUCGACUUCCGGUAGCUCCAGCCCGGUCGGCUCCCCAAACGUCAACAACACACCUACGCAUCCGUUGCUCUCCACCCGAAGAGACUCGACUACGCAGUGUUAUUACAAGGGUAAAGAAGUUUCACCCAACAAAUUGUCGAGGCUGACCCGCCAGCAGGCAGCAAUAGACGAAUCGAUGCCACCCGUAGGACGUCGUGGCAGCCAGCCAACGUUAUCACCGGAUCCUGACGAUGGUGGGCGAAAAGCACGAAGAGACUCUUUGAGCCCGGAUUCCGCUUCGUAUCCGCGACGUCGUGAUUCAAGAAGUCAUCUGAGUCCCGACAGGAACGUCGAUAAGAGAGAUAUCAGUCCUAUCAGGCAGAGAAAAGCUCGUUUGAGAAGGCAAUCCACUUCCAUGGCUGGUCGACCACCAAGAUCACCAGAUAGCUCCUCGUGUUCAUCCAGAGAUCCUAGUCCUUGUGCCCGUGCACCCAGCAGUAUCCAACAUGCGCCGAUAAUACGACGACAAUCUACCACCGAGGAGAUCUUGAUAGCGCGCGGUUUUCGUCGACAGAGUACCACCGAGGAAAUGAUACGAUGCCGUAAUUUUCGGCGACAAAGCUCUCAGAGCGACGACACGGUCCAAAGAUAUCGUGGACGAAGGGACAGUUCGGCUCAAAUCACGGACGGCACUUUUGCGACGAUGACAGUCGAGACGUCUAGCACUUUCUUCGACAGCAGCACCCAGACUGAACCGUCGCCGUUGUACGACAACAACCACUACCACGAGGAGUGCCUAAAAUGUAACAGCUGCGGCCUGAAUCUCACGGGACCCAAUCACAAGCGGGCGAGACGGUUCAAGAACCAGAUACUUUGCGAUCUGCACUUUGCCGACGUGGCGCUGAUGGAGUGCUCGGACUUCAUGCAGCAGUUGCGCAGCUUCAAGCCACAAAGUUUAGGCUGCGCAGUUGCGAGAAGGAAGUCCUCGACCACCCUGAUCUUCCCGCUGCCACCGCAGGCGUGCUCCGAUGAGUUUUGCCAAGAAUUUCCGCACAACCUGAUACCAACGCCCGGCUACUGGAUCGAGUGUUCGCGGCAGCAGAUCACGUCAGACACGAUCUGGGACGAGAGCGAGAGCGAUCGUGACGCAACCGAUCCCGAGCAGGUGGAGGAGCAGACGGUGGAGGAGCGUUCGUCGAUACUGAAGCGACAGGACAACAGCUUCUGCCUAUUUGAGGAGAACGAGGUCGACACAGACGAUGUGCCGCGGAAGAAAACCGUCAUCGAGGAGCAAUGGGAGAAGAAUCAGGGCUUCGAGCUCACGUCGGUCGAGCAGGAGACCUACGAGAAGUACUUCUACGGUUCGGAGCACUGGAAUUACUUCACAAACGAUGAGGAUCUGGGACCGGUGAUACUCAGCAUCAAGCAGGAGACGCUCAACGGCCGGGACCAGUUCAGGAUCCUGGUCAGAGCCAUCAGUUACACGGUCCACGGCCUUAUCCCCGCCAGCUGCGUCUUCGCUGAUCGGUACAAUCGAGAAGAAGUGGUACGCAGUCUGGGCAAAGAGGUAAACAUCAAUCCGCCACUGACCCUGGGCCAAUUGCCAGACACUCCCGAAGAGCUUCUGAAGCUCGAUCAAGUUUUUAUCAAGUCCGAGCUGAAGGUGGGAGUGAUUUAUAUUCAGGAAGGUCAGUACAGCGAGGAGGAGAUACUCGACAACAACGACAACUCGCCACUCUUCGAGGAGUUCCUGCAGAUCCUCGGGGACAAGAUCAGGCUGAAGGGUUUCGACAAGUAUAAAGGCGGUCUCGACACCGUGCACGAUUUGACGGGCCUAUAUUCUGUCUACACCAACUGGAGGGGCAUCGAGAUAAUGUUCCACGUGUCUACCUUAUUGCCUUACGAGAAACACGAUCCCCAAAAACUCCAGAGAAAAAGGCACAUUGGCAACGAUAUAGUGUGCGUCGUAUUUCUGGAAGCCGACAACACGAACUUCAGUCCAGCUUGUAUCAAGUCGCAUUUUUUGCACACAUUUAUCUUGGUACGAGUGAGUCCACGGAUUAAGCGGAAAAUCACGAGAUACGAGGUGUCCGUAGUGACAAGGGACGAAGUUGGGGCCUACAAACCGUAUCUAUGGGAACAAAGUAUUUUCGAGAAAGGUCCGAUGUUUCGAGAAUGGAUGUUAACGAAAAUUGUAAAUGGCGAGAGGGCAAGUUAUUCCGCACCGAAAUUUGCGAGGAUGCAAGAACGAACGAGAAGUCAAAUGUUGGAGGACAUCGUGGCGAAUCUCGCGAAUCACGCGGAAACCGGGCAAAUUCCGAAACCAUACAGGCGAGGUUCUUGGCGACCGAUUGGACACAUGAGACCAUCUUCGCCAUUGUUGGAUUCGGUGCGAGAUCAGUUCGAGGAUUAUGAUCAACUCGCAAAGGAUUUCACCAGAGUGUUCCUCAACAAUUCGGCGAAUGUAACACUAAAUGCCAGUCUGUUCGACGUAUCUUUCCUCGUACCAGGACAGCAAAAACAAAAAGUCAGAUUUAUCGGCGUUAGAGCGAUUUUAGCAGUGAGAAGCAGAGUGUUCCAAGAAAUGUUAUAUGGAAUUCAAGCGGGCUUCGGAAGCCCGCAAGUACCAGUUGCUGAACUACUCGCGAGACCAGCGCCCACGUUACUCAGUCCACAGAAGCCGAAGAGCUCGAACUUCCUCCAAGUCCCGGACAUGGAGAGUCCUAGGCCCAAAAGUGUACCCUCGUCGCCGAUGGUGAAACGAGCAUUCUCACGAUUGGGUACAAUCACAGCAGGAUGGGGAAGGAGUAUCAGGAAGCAUGGUAGCAACACUUUGCAGAGCGAAGAUCGAAAGCGAUGGGCCAGUUCGCAAGAUUGCAGUAAUAAGGAGGUGAAAGAUAAGGAUAAAUCUCAAUCUUUGGCAGUGCCAAGGCUUAGCGUUUGCGCGGACGCACAGAAAGUAGAUAGAGCGAAAUUGGCGCAGACUGAGUUUCAUAUCAUUGAGUUUGAUCCGGAAACCUUCCGAAUUUUACUGGACUACUUGCACACCGGAUCCUGUCCGCUAACGUGUAGCAAUAUACCGGGCUUGAUAUGCGCCGCGGAGCACUACGAUCUGCCGGAGCUUCUCCAAGCUUGCUUCCAUCACGCCAAGCAGUUUCUUAGGAUCGAGAUCGUCUGCGUGAUGUUAUGCGCCCUCGAAAAUUAUUACUGGCGUUACACAUCCGCCUCGGAGCUGGUCAACAUGAUCCUCGCAUUCGUCGAGACAAGGGCCUAUCAGCUCUUCCAAAACCCAGACUUCCUCACUCUGAGCGAGUCGAUGGUGCAGAUGAUCAUGAACCGCAGCCUCGAGGUGCUGGAGAUCAAGAAGUUCGAGGCGAUGCUAAACUGGGCGAAGCACAAAGUCAAAACUAAGUCGAGCAAGGUCGACGCAAAGGUGGAGUUCAAGUGCAUCAUGGAGAGGCUCAGCAGAGAUCUCAAAUUAUAUCGAAUAACACCUCAUGAAUUAAUUAGGAUCGUGCUGCCGUCAAAAGCCAUAAGGAACGAGCGUAUCCUGGACACGCUGACGAUGCAAGCAAACUCGGGCGUAUUCAGGAACGUCGACAGCUACCUAGAGGCGUAUCAAAAGAAAGUGCAGAACCAAGAGAGCUUCGACUGUGGACUGUAAACGUCAACGAACACACGACAGACAUUGCUAGGACGAUUUGUACCUGAAGAUACGUUACGACCGACGAAUUUUCCGACGACGAGGAAAUCGUAUUUCGUAGCGUCACUGCAUGUCCACGCCGUGUCAGCGGAUAUCUCGCGCGAAUAAAUAAAUCCUGACCUCGCGGCAACGAUCUCUAAUUAGAGUAUCCGGCUGCGACCGCGAUAUUCGAUACGUAGGAGUCGAUAAUUACACUACGGGGCUUGACAAGAGUCUAUGAUAGAUUGCUCCGAGACCGUGUAAGGUCGCUGCCGAGCCACUCGACGAAUAAUGAGUUUAGAAACUGUCCCGGCUCCACUCGCGCAAACUUUAUUCGAUACUCGUGUGGUAAUCCAAUCGCUUCUGGCGGCAUCUCAAGCUGUCACCCUUGUUUUAUUUGCGGCAACAAGAUGAAUUAUCAGGUCGGAGAGAAUAAUGUUAAGGCUGACAUUGAUGAAAAUAUGACACUCGAUGGGAAAUUAUCAGAAAGUCUCUUUCGAGGCUUAUCCAAGAGUAAUUAUCUAAGAAGUAGUCUAUUCGGGAAUCAAUUCACUUAUUUGCCAAAACUAAAAGUUUAAUGCGUGGAAAGUCCGUAUACGUAAUUAUUCUUGGAUGCAAAAUAUUAUGUCAGGAACUUUCGUAAACUUCGUUGCUUUCGAUCUUUUAAAUUUGUUUCAUAAGUAAUGCUGCCAUAUUUAUAUUUCUGAGUUCUGAGUUUCAUAUUGCCUCCAGUCUCGAAUAAAUAAAAUGAAAAUCAAACGAAUAUUAGUCCAGCUAUAGUAACAUGAGAUAUGCAUUCGUACUGCUUAUUUUUUCUAUAAUUUUACUAAAUAUGCAUGUAUUAUUUGAUUCAAAUAAUACAUUGUAUUUUUUCUUGUAUUUUUCGGGUUGUGCCGUUACAAAAAGCGUUAUCUUCAUACAAGAUGAUCCUCUAAAAUUAUAUGUCAGCGAGUAUUUAGUAAAGAUGAAUAGAACGCAAGAGAAUGAAAUAGGAAACGCAAUUACGAUGUGAUCGGCGCGUUUUGAAUUAAAGUCUCGUAAGGCGUUAUCAAGUUCCACACGCGCGAUAUAGGAUUCGUUAUAUAUUAAUAUAAUUAUAACACGUGAUCAUGAUAGAUAGCAGUAAAUGUGAAAUAUCGAUUGCGGAAUAAAGCGCAGAUUCAAAAGCUGUAACAUCGCAAGUGCGAGCGUGAAAAAAAGCACAAUUUUCAUACAAUUAAUAAGGAGUGAUUCGCGCAAAUAAAAUCUGAUAAUUUAAAAGUAAUUAAUUAAGGUAAAUCCAUUAUGUUACGACAUUACAUGUAGACGAUAUCGACGAUAAAUCUGGCCAGAUAUUCGUCGCGUGGCAUUGUCAUCUAUCCUUUUGCGUUUCAAUGAAACGAAAAACUGAAAGCAGGGAGGAUCACUCGACGAUCACGAGAACGUUGUUUCGAAAGACGGAUUUAUCUUGACGAUUAUUAUCGAUAAGAGGGACUUUCGAUUGAGGAUGCCCAUUGUAUGUUUCGUAUCGACGGCACUUAAUAAAUUGCCGACACAUGACAAUCUGUAUCAUAAAAGAAAAAACGCUACUAAUAACGCGAUGUAACAUGUAAAACAGGUUUACUAUUACAUAUAAGCUUACAGGAA
Molecule: messenger RNA, 6576 nt
Organism: Ooceraea biroi (clonal raider ant)
Lineage: Eukaryota; Metazoa; Arthropoda; Insecta; Hymenoptera; Formicidae
Gene: rsh
Product: Rap GTPase activating protein radish
Biological process (GO): regulation of small GTPase mediated signal transduction
Cellular component (GO): cytoplasm
Molecular function (GO): protein binding; GTPase activator activity
Source: RefSeq, a predicted model, not a curated record